AUGAUCCGGUCCAUACCUGUGAUGACAGCUGAUCCGGACCCAGCCGAACUCCUCCCUGACGUUAACUCGCCGGCUCCGCCUCACAACCAGAACCAGAACCCGGUUUCCUGUCCGGAUGGAUCGGGUCGGUCCAGUACCGGCAGCGACUCGUCCCGGUUCGGUCAGACUGCGCUGCAAGAUCUGACCGACCGCCGCCCCGCGCUGCUGCUGACGUCACAGCCGCGUGACCCGUCAGAGCUGAACCAAUCACAGUGCCUCCACAGUUCCCCCUGCUCCAGCUGGGUGUUUCAGGCCCGGCUCAGGAGCUCCAGACCCCGGGCUCUGCUCCCCCUGCAGAAGAAGAGCUCCUCUCUGGGCUCGGACCUCCGCAGCCUCUCCCUGGCCUGUCUGGACCUCGCCUCCUCAUCCGCCUCCGUCCAGCUGCUCAGGGAGAUGUUCAGCCCAUCGGAUCGAGCUCUGCUCACCCCUGAACGCCCCCUGGAGGACAUGACUAGCGCUCUGGUCCUGGCUGGGUCUUCUGUUGGGAGCCAGGUGGGGGUCCAGCUAGGUCUGGACUUUGGACUGUCUCUGGGAAUCGGGCUGGAGGAGCGUUUGGGACUGGGGCUGGAUCAUAAAAUCGCCCGGACGUUCGCGGAGGUGGAGGAGAGGGUGAACCGCCGCGUCCGUCGACUGAAGGCGGAGCUACAGAGGCGGGAGGCGGAGCUUGAGCAGGAGAGGCGGGGCAGGGAGAGACUGAGGACUGAGAAGCAGAAGGUGGAGGAGAGGACAGCUCACCUGUCCAGACAGGUGUCGACGGCCGUGGAGCUGAUGGAGCGAUUAAAGGAGGAGCUGACAGAGAAGGAGAAUGAGCUGCUCGAGCGCCACCGGGAAAUGGCCGAUGUCGAACUUUUUCUAAGGAAAACAGCCGAGAAAGAAGCUGAAGCCAAAUCCCGACUGCAGCUUUUUAUCGAGACGCUGUUGGACCGGGCCGAGCGCGCUGAGAGGCACUUACUGCUGCUCAGUCAGAACCACUUCCUGUCCCCCGAACCAUUCACCCAUCCAGAGGAGGUCUCACCCGGACUGGGACCAGGGGCGGACCAUGGAUCAGCUGAUGACAUCAGCAGCAAGCUGCAGGAAACCGUUGGGAACAGGAAUCUGACCCGGGUCGUCUCUUCCAGCGUUCUGACUGAACACAUGAGGACCUUGUCUCUGGGCUCAGGGGGGUGGGCCCACCUCCACCCGUCCCACUAUGCUUCAUCCUGGACCGGACCAGAAGGAGGAGGUGGGCAGAGGGUCUUCUGGGUGGAGGAGGAAGGAUGGGGGAGAACGUGGAGUCAAAGACACCUUCGUCACCACAGCACCGAGGAGGAGGAGGAGGAAGAGGAGGAGGAGGAGGAGGAGGAGGGUUUGUGGAGCAGCACUGAGAUGAGGAGGCUCGUCUCGGCCCGGAUCAACACUCCUGGAUCAGACACGUCCUCCUCUCUUGGCUCCACCCCCUCUCAUUGUCAUGGUGACAGGCAACGCCUGGGGGCGGACACCCUGAGGAUGAGGGCGGGGCUUUUCUGCAUCUUCCCAUAUUUGGACGUGCUCUCGCGGCUGCGUGCGGCUGAGGUGUGCUCUGAUUGGUGGUUUGUUGCCAGGCACCCGGCAGUUUGGCCACGCCUCCAUCUGGAGGACGCUCGAGUGUCCGCAGAGUUCCUGACCACCCUGUCCCGGUGGUGUACCCAGACUCAGUCUGUGAUCCUGAACAACCUGAAACCUCGAAGCCGUCGAGCCGACGAGACGAGAGAGGAUUACCUCAGAAACACACGAGGCAGCGUGGAGCUGGGGGUGGAGCUUCUGCUCCGCUCAGCAGGGGGACGUCUCCUCCACCUGUCUGUCUCUCACUGUCCCCACGUUCUGACAGACAGGACACUCUGGCUCGCCAGCUGCUACAGCAGGAACCUGCAGACACUCACGUACAGGAGUUCUUCAGACCCGGUGUGUCAGGAGGUUCUGUGGGCCCUGGGUGCCGGCUGCAGGAAUAUCAGCAGCCUGCAGGUGGCACCGGUUCACCCCAGCCAACAACCGACUCGUUUUGAUGACCGCUGCCUGCAGACGAUUGGACAAUGCUGGCCACGCCUCCUGUCACUCGGUGUGGGCGGGGCUAGCUGCAGCAAUCAGGGAUUGGUUGCUGUCGUGCGUAGCUGCCCUCUCCUGCAGCACCUGGAGCUGGAGCGUCUCUCAGACCUCAGCCUGCAGGUGGUGACAGAGCUCUGUGGUUCUGGACUGACCAGUCUGCGGACCCUGGUUCUGAGCCACACCCCGGUCAGCGGUCAGGCCCUCCUGCACCUCCACACAGUGGACAGGGGGAACCUCAACCGGACCUCAAUAUCAGGGUUUUUAAGAAGCGUUCUGCAGAGCCGGCCCGGUCUCUGCGACGUCCUGCAGGUUGUAGCAGAAGGAUUCUCUGAAGCAAACCGGAUCUGA
This is a messenger RNA of Nematolebias whitei (Rio pearlfish), 2448 nucleotides long. Its product is annotated as F-box only protein 41-like. Lineage: Eukaryota; Metazoa; Chordata; Actinopteri; Cyprinodontiformes; Rivulidae. The transcript is spliced from 16 exons. Bases 1 to 2448 code for a protein of 815 amino acids. Gene Ontology annotation, molecular function: protein binding. The record is from RefSeq and is a predicted model, not a curated record.